Heterobilharzia americana is the source of this 1849-nucleotide messenger RNA. The record is from the annotation of a GenBank genome assembly. NCBI's taxonomy places the organism in Eukaryota, Metazoa, Platyhelminthes, Trematoda, Strigeidida, Schistosomatidae.
ACGACAUUUUGUCACCCAAUAGGAUACUAGCUGUCACCUGAGUGUAUGGUGUGUCUCACCUGUAAUUGUCUAAACAAGAACAGUUGCGGCGAACGUGGAUUCCGCAUUUUUGCACCAUUAUCUGGGUAAUUAUGGUCAGGCGUAUUGAACUUUCGGGUUUUUGCCUCUGUUACAUAUUAUCAAUAUUACUGCUUCGGUAAAUGUUAGGAUCACAAGUUUGUAUUCAGCCAGAAUCGUCAAAAGUUUUCAUCCCACCCACGAUUACAGUCACAUCAACAACUGACAGUGAGCUGGAAUUUUCCAGAUCACCAUCCAGCAUAUCUUUAGUGUCAUCAGACUGUACGAACACCAGUCAUUUGAAUGCUUUUGAUGACGGUGAUGAUAAUGAUGAUGGUGCCGGUGCUCAAAGCUCUUCGAAAAAGAUAUCUGUAUCCAGUUGUGAACUAACCAGUAAUGUCAACGACUAUCAGUCUUCCUUAUCAUCGUCCAUCAUCCCUACAGUGAGGUGUAAUAGUACAUACCCUUCAUCUAUGCAUUCCCCUAUGGCAUCAGGAAUUUCGUUAUACUCAUCUUCAUCAAUAAAUAAUGCAGAUGAUAAUCUGCACAAAUUAUCUCUGGAUGAAAUAUACAAUUCAUCAGAUAUCUUCAGUUCUACGUUUAAUGAUCAAACCCAACCACCUGUAGGUUUCAGCAAUCAACACGUGAAUGCCAGCUCGUUAUUUUCGCAUGCAAACCCAGAAUGCUCAACUUCAUUAAGACCAGUACGGUCGUUAAACGGAUUCUUCCAGUCGGGUGCUUCAAAUACUUGUGUUUAUUCUUCAACAACUAGCAAACAUGAUCACUCCCUUCCUCAUGGUCGGCAGUAUCCAGAAAAUCGAGUUGGAUUUAUUUGUUUAUGUCAUGGGUAUGACGGAAAGAAUCAAGAUAUUACAUUAAGUCCUAAAGUUGACUCAAAUGUUACUUUAUUUGAUAAAACACUGGCGUCCCUACCAUCAUUGUCGUCCUCAUCGUCAAUGGUGUCAUCAUCACCAUCAUCACCAAAUAACACUACAUCUCAACAUCAACAGAACGGUGGGAAUCCAUCUGUGAAGCAAUCUAGAACUUUAUUAAGGCGUUUUCGUAGUUUUAUUAUACAGUCAGUUAGAAAGUCUGGUCGUUCGGUAAAUGUCAAUGAGAACGAUAAAGUGUUGUGCACAAAAGGAGAUUCUGUUGUUGUUAAGUAUAAAGUAACUGAUCGUAACAAAAAGCGCAGUAAAUCCUUACGUGCCAUAUCGAACUGUAUCCUGUCCACUGCUUCCGUAUCACCAUCUACAUCGCCGAACGGUGUACAUCAUAGGAAUGAAAUGAAAGAGAAGGAUAAGAGUUCCCGUUCAUCACGUCGUCAUCGAUUACGUUUACAUUCUGAUCAUGGAGAGCAGUCAGACUGGCCCACUUGCUUUAAUGACAAUGGGCAUACAGAUGAUAAUUUCUUGACUAAUAGUUGCCGACAGCUUGGGAUAGUGGUAAGCCAAAUUUGAAAGAUAUAUGUAAAUAUACACUGGUAAAGGUUUCAUUCUACAUUAAUGAAUGGUUGUUUGGUUUAUCUGUGUCCUAAAAGUAGUAGGUCAGUACCCUCGGAAUUACAGUUCAUUGUCUUAGGAACUUUACCUUCAACCAGGUCUUGGAUUCCGACCCCAUUCCAAUUACUUCAACCCGAGUGAUUGGACAGUAACAUAAGCCCAUACACAACCACUGUGGCACACGAAGAAUUCCUUUAUGUUCAGUUACCAUAAGUCGUUACUAACACCAUUUUAUAUGCUACUUCCAGGAAAAAGAAGCAAAUUAAUUAUAAUCAUCACUCGUGUUCAGU